This is a messenger RNA of Rotaria sp. Silwood2, 579 nucleotides long. Lineage: Eukaryota; Metazoa; Rotifera; Eurotatoria; Philodinida; Philodinidae. The record is from the annotation of a GenBank genome assembly.
AUGUCGGAAGUUAAUGAUAAAGAUGCAAUUGAUGGUUCUGAUGUUCGUGUUCUUGAUUCAAAAGAAACGACUUUGGCGAGCAAUUUUCGUUCUAUAACUGACUCAUUUCGUCAGCAAGCUUAUCGUUUUGCACAAUUACAGAAUAGAAUUAAUAUUGUACAGCAAAAAUAUCGUCAUGUAUUGAAGAGUUUAAAAGAAGAUAAAUCUAUUGUUGUCACUUGUCCAGAUAAGGGCAGAGUUGCUGUUUUGUUAGAUAAAGUCGACUAUUUAUCGAAGAUGCUUACUACACUGAACGGUUCAACUAAAUUUUCGUUUUUGUCAUAUGCUUCUACAGUUAUCCGAGAAGCUAAAUUAAUUAAAUUGCUGAACAGGCUACUUGAUGAAGGUAAUAUUUCUAAAGAUUUUUAUAAUUUGGCGAGACCUUUUGGUUCGAUUCCUGGACGUCUUUACGAAUUGCCGAAAGUACAUAAGGAAGAUGUUCCACUUCGACCGGUUGUUUCAGCUAUUAGAACGUUCAACUGUGAAAUUGGGAAAGCUCUCUCACAAUUAUUAUCACAAUUUAUCGAGAAAAAAAGAUGA